This is a messenger RNA of Esox lucius (northern pike), 850 nucleotides long. RefSeq names its product transmembrane protein 244 (gene tmem244). The transcript has 6 exons. The record is from RefSeq and is a predicted model, not a curated record. NCBI's taxonomy places the organism in Eukaryota, Metazoa, Chordata, Actinopteri, Esociformes, Esocidae. Bases 23 to 745 code for a protein of 240 amino acids.
CCACUCAGGUGUACUUAAAGUGAUGGUGUGUCGGUGCUGCUCUAGAAGUGGUCCAGGCCUUCGGGCAGGCUUUAUCCAGCCUGUAUUGAGACUGGAAGCUUUUCGCAUGUGUGUAAUCCCAUUAAGACCAGCCCUCAUCCCCGGGCGUUUUUGCUCUACUGUAACCUACCUUCUAGCGUCUCCACCGAUAAAGAAACGGCAGCUCUUCAUGUUGUUGGACUACUGUUGCAGGUGUUGCGGGUAUUGUGGGUAUACUCUGAAACGCUAUGGACCAACAUCAAUCAAAAUCAAGACCAACAUCAGUGAAACAUGGGUGGUCCUACAGAACUUGCUGAUGUGUAUGGUUUCCUUCUACGCCAUUUACUACAUUGUGGUCAGUGUCUGCAUUGGUGUUCUCCGGGUACACGAAGUUGACAGUCUAUUAGCACCCUUUGACUACAGAACACAACCAUCAUGGCAAAGUCCAAAAUACUUAGUGACAGUGAUCUCCAUGGAGGUGACUUAUGUUCUGGGAGGCCUGAUUUUUGCGUGGAUCGUGGAGGAGUGGGUGUGGGACUACGCCAUCACUGUCACCCUAAUACACAUUGGUCUGACGGUGGCAGUUAUGUCUGAUUUCCCGUCAACAGAACAUUAUUGGAUUGCCCUUGGUUCAGGAUUGGUGAUGAUGAUUUUUGGAGGCCAACUUCUAGCAUACAAGCUAUUCAGGAACAAUUUUGUUUAUCCGGAAGAGCUCCUAAAUUUCUAGCAAAAUAUUCAGCUUUUCUUCUACAAAAUGAUGUACAGUCCAUAAUAUUAUUUUAUAUUAAAAUUUUUUACUGCACAAUUUUGGUACUGCAAUGAUAGGUUUUUA